GCUUAUCGGCAAUACUAUCUACAUAGCAUAGACUAGUUAUAAACUAGCGUUCUAUGCAUCGCUAGGAAACCGGUGUUUUGGCAAAUCAUACAUAAAAAACUCACUCUACUUUCACCUUACGGUUGUGUAUAAUAGAUUCUGAGGCGUAGGACAGUAGCGUACUUUAAAAAGACCGCGUCCAUUCAUCAAGUGAAUAUUAAUUAAGUGCGACAGGCACAGAUUGGCUAAUCUAUUUUAAACUCGACACGCCCCCAAAACCGUAAACAUGAGUGCAUAUGACGAAGAGCUUCUCGAGGAGGAGGACGAAGAAACACCGAUGGCUGAAAGAGACUUGGCAGACGAUGCCCAGUGGAAGAUUAUCCAAAAGAAUACGUUUACAAGAUGGGCAAACGAACAUUUGAAGACGGUAAACAAGAAUAUUGCAAAUUUGGAUUCGGAUCUUUCCGACGGAUUGAGAUUGGUGGCAUUGGUAGAAGUUUUGUCGGGAAAGAAAUUCAAGUUCGUAAACAGAAGACCAAAUUUCCGUACGCAAAAGUUGGAAAAUGUUACCAUGGCAUUGGAAUUCCUUGAAAGGGAUGAAGGAAUUAGAAUUGUCAAUAUCGAUUCUGGAGAUAUAGUAGACAGCAAAUUGAAGCUCAUCCUAGGUUUGAUAUGGACCCUUAUUUUACAUUACUCAAUCUCAAUGCCCAUGUGGGAAGGGGAAGAGCCACAGCCCCAGGAAGGUGGACCCACACCCAAACAAAGAUUGCUCAACUGGAUUCAGGGCAAGGUGCCCGAUAUGCCAAUCAAGAAUUUCACAACAGACUGGAACGACGGCAAGGCCAUUGGUGCUCUUGUUGAUGCUCUUGCUCCAGGUCUCUGCCCUGAUUGGGAAGAUUGGGAUCCCAAGAAAGCCAAACAGAAUGCCAAGGAGGCCAUGGAUGCUGCUGAAAAAUGGCUUGAUGUUCCACAGCUGAUUAAGCCAGAUGAAAUUACCAACCCAAAAAUAGAUGAGCUCAGUAUGAUGACAUAUCUGUCACAGUUCCCCAAGGCCAAGUUGAAGCCUGGCGCACCACUCAGGCCCCGUAUCAACGCCAACAAAGUUCGUGCUUAUGGACCAGGUCUUGAGGCAAAGGGCAACCAUGUUGGAUCCCCAGCAAAAUUUACAGUGGAAACAUUCAGUGCAGGAAAAGGAGAACUGGAAAUCUUGGUUCUUGAUCCAAAAGGAAAACAACAACCAUGCCAGAGCAAUUUCAAUAAUGACAGAAACCAGACAUACUCCUGUCAGUAUGUACCAGCAAUGGAAGGAGAAUACCGUGUCAUCAUUAAAUGGGCUGAGAAAGAGAUUCAUAAAUCACCCUGGAAGGUCCUGGUAGAGGGCGCCGCUGGUGACGCCAGCAAGGUCACAGCUUCAGGUCCUGGUCUUGAAAAGUCAGGAGUUGUAGUUAGCAAGAAAACACACUUCCAAGUGUUUACGAAAGGUCCACCAGUGAAAGGUCGGUUGGCAAGUGGUAUAAUGCCAUCGCCACACGAUGCUGGUAAAGGUACUGUCGAGGUUACAAUCACAGACCCACAAGGUCAUCGUGAUAAAGUCAAGCCCACAAUUCACCCAGUGGACAAAGACGGUGUUGUUCUUGUUGAGUAUACAGCAGUGGAAAUGGGCCUUCACUCAGUCUCCAUCACAUACAGCAGCAAAGCUAUCCCCAAAAGCCCAUUCGGGGUCAAUGUCUCAUCCGCAAUCAACCCAAAGGCUGUUUACGCCACUGGAAGGGGUAUUCAGCCUCGUGGUGUCAGGGUUAAACAGAAUGCCGAGUUCAAAGUUCAUACAAAGGAUGGCGGGAAGGGAGAGGUGAAAGUUCAGAUCAUUGGCCCAGGUGGUGUUAACUUAAACUGCAAGGUGACUCCAUCAAAGACAGAAGAAGGUGUCUACGAGUGCCUGUACAUUCCGCCCAAAGUAGGUCAAUACGUCAUCAACAUUACAUUCGGCGGUCAGCACAUCACCAAGAGUCCAUUCCGUGUUGAUGUUGGACCAGAAAAGUUCUCAAAAAUUGUGGCAUUCGGACCUGGUUUGGAAGGGGGUGUGGUUAACCAGCCGGCCUGCUUUACUGUAGAAACCAACGGAGAAGUUGGGGCACUUGGAUUUUCUAUCGAGGGACCAUCACAAGCAAAGAUCGACUGUAAGGAUAACGGUGAUGGCUCGGCUGAUGUUACCUACUGGCCCACUUCACCAGGAGAGUACGCAAUUCAUAUUAUGUGUAAUGAUGAAGAUAUACCACAAGCGCCAUACAUGGCACAGAUCCAACCCGCAACCACUGCCUUCGAUGCCUCAAAAGUCAUUGCUAAAGGUCCAGGUCUUGAGAAAGAUGGCGUUACUGUUGGUAAACCGGCAGAAUUUACAGUUGAUGCAAGAAAAGCCGGAAAAGCUCCACUUCAUAUCACAUGUAUUGAUGCUAACUAUAAACCAGUUGAGGUCACAGUUAAAGACAACAGGGAUGGCACCUUCGCGUGCAAGUACACAGCUAAAUCUGCAGUACGUCAUACCAUCAUCAUCACUUGGGGAACUGUGGGUAUUCCCAAGAGUCCUUUCAGGGUAAAUGUGACAGUAGAGUGUAAUCCAGGAAAGGUGAAGGUCUAUGGUCCAGGUGUAGAGAAGGGAGUGAAAACAUAUGUGAAGACUCAUUUCACAGUGGACUGCAGGGCUGCAGGACCAGGAGAUGUUGCUAUUGCUUUGACUGACGACAAAGGCAAAGACGUACCUUGCAACACUAUUGACAAUAAAGAUGGUACAUUCACCGUUGAGUACGAGCCCAAGACUCCAGGCACAUACACCGUACAGGUCUACUUUGCCACCAAGGAAGUACCACAGUCACCUAUCAAGGUCAAGGUGGAAUCCAGCAUUGACCUCAGCAAGGUCACCGUAAAGGGACUUGAAACUCCAAUACCAUUGGGCGAAACGCGCAAAAUAACCAUAAUAACUACAUCGGAAAAGAAGAAAGACCUUCCUUGCAAGGUCACUGUUAUGACACCGAAGAAUAAAACCGUUGAAUUGACGACGAAGAAAUCUCCUGACGGAUACACAUGCGACUUCAAACCUCUCGAGUCAGGGCCUCAUAAAGUUACCAUAACAUAUAAUAAUAAACCUGUGCCGGACUCGCCAUUUAGUGUGGAAGUAACUGCGGCUGGAAAGAAAAUCCCGCAAGUUGAAGUUAAAGGUCUUGAAACACCGGUUGAGGUAGGGGAAGCUAGACCUAUCAGUAUAAUCACCACCUCCAUGCCAAAGAAAGAUGCCCCAUGCAAAGUUACCUGCACAAACCCUAGAGGAAAAACUGUAGAAUUACCUGUAAAGAAAAGUCCCGAGGGUUACACCACCACAUGGACACCUACUGACCAGGGUCCUCACAAAGUCGCUGUUGAUUUCGAUAAGAAACCUGUUCCAAAUUCCCCGUUCCCCGUAGAAGUCGUACCUAAGGGAUCUAAAGCUCCCGGCAAAGAAAAACCAAAAGGAGAAAUAACUGUAAAAGGACUUGAUACACCUAUUCAGACCGGUGAAAAGAGAGUUGUUACCGUAGUAACAACCAAUGCACCGAAGAAAGAUGCCCCGUGCACCAUUAGUACAAUCAAUCCCAAGGGCCGCAGUUCCAACUUGAAAACAAAGCCCGUUGCUGAAGGUUACGAGGCAGUGUUUUCACCAUGGGAUACAGGAAUACAUAAGGUUAAAGUCGAAUAUGACGGCAAAGAAGUCCCUGAUUCACCAUUUGAUGUUGAAGUUUUCAAGAUAAAUGUAUCAGCCGUUGUCGUAAAAGGACUUGACAAACCAAUUCCUCUUGGAGAAACACGUCAGAUCAGUAUUAUUACAAAAGAUGCUGGUAAAUCUGACCUCCCAUGCAAGGUCAUUGUCACCACGCCCAAAGGUCAAACUGAAGAAAUCCCUACGGAGAAGUCCCCAGAGGGAUAUAUAAGCAAUUUCACACCCAAAGAACCAGGGGAGCACAAAGUGAAAGUAGAAUAUGCAACGAAGGAAGUGCCAAAGUCGCCAUUUACUGUACAUGUUGAGGUUUCCGAUAUUACGCCCAAAAAAGUUGGAAAACCAACUGAAGCUGCUCCUGAGAAAAUUGAACCCAAGAAAGCUGCGCCCACAAAAGCGGCACCAGGUGAAGGUGGAGUCACUGUUAAAGGCCUUGAUACCCCUGUUUCACCCGGUGAAAAACGACCAGUCCUUGUUGAUACCACUAAAGCACCAAAGAAAGAUGCUCCUUGCAAACUCUCUAUGACCAACCCCAAAGGCCGCACUGUAGAACUGAAAACGAAACAAGUUCCAGAUGGUUAUGAAACCACCUUUUCAUCUUGGGACAAAGGCACACAUGUCAUCAAAGUUGAAUAUGAUGGCAAAGAGAUUCCUGAAUCACCAUUUAACGUUGAAGUUGAAAAAAUAGAUAUAUCUAAAGUCACUGUCAAAGGCCUUGAUACUCCCAUACCUCUUGGGGAAACGAGGAAGGUCACUAUACUGACACACGAAACUGGUAGAGCUGACGCACCUUGCGCUGUCAUUUCUACAUCCCCUAAAGGAAAAACUGAAGAUGUACCAACUGAGAAAAUUCCUGAGGGAUAUAUCUGUAAUUUCACCCCUAAGGAGAAAGGUGACCACAAGGUCAAGGUCACAUAUGCAGGAAAAGAAGUUCCAAACUCUCCAUUCAGUGUAAACGUUGAGGCAAUAGAUAUAUCUGGUGUCAAAGUUAAGGGCCUUGAAAAACCAAUCAUGGUUGGGGAGAAACGCACUAUUUCAAUAAUUACUACAUCCACUGGAAAGAAGGACCUUCCGUGUAGAGUUCAUGUUACCAAUCCUAAAGGGGUUACCACUGAAUUGUUCACUAGUACAACCCCUGAUGGCCAUGAAACAUUUUUCACGCCCACUGACCUUGGGAAACACACUGUUAAAGUUGAGGUAGCUGGACAGGAAGUGCCUGGAUCACCUUUCCCGGUGACCGUAACCAAGUUUGAACAGAGAAUUGAUGUUGAAGGACUUGAUACUCCAAUGACAAUGGGUGAGAAACGAGAUAUCAAAGUUCUGGUCACAGCACCUGCAAAACCCAACAGAUUUGCGCCCGAACCUACCUGCAAAAUUACCGUGCAAAACCCUAAGGGAAGAAACUUUGAGCCCAAAAUGGAUAAAACUUCAAAAGGAUUUGAGACCUUCUACCAGUCCAAUGAGCCUGGUCCACACAUUUUUAAAGUUGAAUACAACGGAAAAGAAAUCCCCGAUUCUCCGAUAACUUGCGAGGUUGAAAAACUAGAAAUCAGGAAGAUUGAUGUGAAAGGCCUUGAAACACCAAUUGAAGUAGGAGAAAAGAGGCCAAUACAGGUGAUCACUAAAGACACUGGAAAACCUGAUGCUCCAUGCAAGGUCACUGCCAUAGCUCCUAAAGGCGACACUAAAGACCUUCCAACUAAGAAAAUUCCGGAAGGUUUUGAGACGCUUUAUGCCCCACUGGAGGUCGGUCCACACAAGAUCAAAGUAGAAUAUGCAAAUCGUGAAGUUCCCAAGUCUCCCUACCCUGUUGAAGUUCAGCCAAAGUCGGGUAAACCAAAAGAAACGCCUGUCACAGUAAAGGGCUUAGAAACUCCUGUAACUGUCGGAGAAAAGAGACCAAUUACCGUAACAACUGGAAAACCAGAUGCUCCUUGUAAAGUUACCGCAACCAAUCCCAAAGGCAAGCCUUCUGAUGUCCCCACAAAGAAAAUCAAAGACGGUUAUGAAGCAACUUUCGCUCCUUUGGAGGAAGGUCCUUACAAAGUCAAGGUCGAAUAUGCUGGAAAGGAAGCCCCUGGUUCUCCUUUCGCUGUUGAGGUUAAACCUAAGACAGACGUUUCGAGUGUUGAAGUUAAAGGACUAGAGACUCCUGUUCAACCAAAUGAAAAAAGAAAGAUCUCAAUUAUCACUAAAGCAACAAAAACACCGAAUGCACCUUGUAAAGUUAUUGCCACAAACCCCGUGGGAAAACCAACCACCUUACCCACACAGAAAACCAAAGAUGGGUAUGAGGCAACUUUUGCGCCUUUGGAAACUGGGCCUCAUACCAUCAGGGUUGACUUUGACAAUAAGGAACUUCCAAAAUCACCUUUCGCUGUUAAUGUUGAGCAGGCAUGUGAUCUUUCAAAGGUGGAAAUCAAGGGGCUAGAGAAACCUGUGGAGGUUGAUGAAUUCAGACCCAUCAUGAUCUUAACCAAAGCUACCGGCAACGAGGAUGCCCCUUGCAAAGUUACGGGUACAACCCCCACUGGUCGCACUAUGUUCUUACCCACAAAGAAAGUGCCCGGAGGUUACGAGAGCACAUUUAAUCCCACACAGAUGGGUCCUCAUAAAAUAAAAGUAGAAGUAGCAGAAAAAGAAGUUCCAAAAUCACCUAUUACAACAAAUGUUGAAGCUAAAUUAGAUAUCAAAAAGUUACAAGUUAAGGGGCUUGAAAACCCCAUUAUGAUGGGAGAAACCAGACCUAUUUCGAUCAUAACGGCUCCAACCGGAAAACCGGAUCUCCCAUGUAAAGUCUUAGCCAAAGGUCCAAGAACACCUUACAAAGAACUCCCAACUAAAAAAACUAAAGACGGCUAUGAAUGUGCUUAUACACCGACUGAAAGUGGAAACAACAGUGUAAAAGUUAUAUAUGCUGAUAAGGAGGUGCCAAAAUCUCCUUACCAUGUCGACGUUCAGUCACCUGUCGAUAUUACUAAAGUGCAAAUAAAGGGGCUUGAAAAGCCUGUUGAUGUCGGAGAGACAAGACCUAUCACUAUCGAUACUUCAUCAACCGGAAAACCAGAUGCUCCUUGCAGGGUUUCGGUUACAAACCCGAAGGGCAAAACGGCUGAAUUACCAGCUGAAACAGCUCCUGAGGGAUAUAAGACACUCUUUGCUCCUUUGGAACCAGGUCCACAUAAAGUUAAUGUAGAGUUUGCUGGCCAGCCUGUGCCAGACUCGCCUUUCUCCGUUGAUGUUAUGCCAGCUGCUGAAGUUGGUGCUGUACAGGUUAAAGGACUCGAGACUCCUAUUGAAGUCGGUGAAGCUAGACCAGUCCAGAUCAAUACAGCAAAAACCGGAAAACCAGACGCACCAUGCCGGGUCACAGCCACCAAUCCCAAAGGGCAAACUGCAGAACUGCCCACACAAAAAACACCAGAAGGCUACCAGACUGUUUUUGCUCCAUUGGAAGAGGGGCCACACAAGGUCAAUGUAAACUUUGCUGAAAAAGAGGUUCCAAAAUCACCAUUUACGGUUCAAGUUGAACCAGCUUGCGAUGUUGGCAAAGUUGAAGUUAUGGGAUUGGAGACUCCAAUCAAGGUUGGUGAACCUCGUCCGAUCACAAUUAUGACCUCUACAACGGGCAAACCAGAUGCUCCUUGCAAGGUCAAUGUCACAAACCCCAGAGGUCAGACAGUCGAGUUGCCAACACGUAAGAUACCUGAGGGCUACACUGCCACAAUGGCUCCACAGGAAGUGGGUCCACAUCGCGUAAAUGUUGACUUUAAUGGCAAAGAAGUGCCGAAAUCACCUUUCAACGUUAUGGCUGAGCCAGCCAUUGAUUUCAGUAAGGUGAAGGUCACUGGACUGGAGAAACCUGUUGAGGUCGGAGAGAUCCGCCCCAUCACCGUGGAUACAGCACAGACUGGUGUAGUUGACGCACCAUGCCAGGUCACAUCAACCAAUCCUGUGGGACAAGUUAGAGAACUCCCACUGACACCAACUCCAGUUGGAUACGAGGCACAGUUUGCUCCCUUGGAAGAAGGCCCACACAUGGUGGCAGUGAAAUAUGCUGGAAAAGAAGUGCCAAAAUCUCCGUUCCCAGUUCAAGCAGUGCCUCAAGGUCCACCCGCUGCAAAGGUCAAAGCCUAUGGUCCAGGUCUCGAACGUGGUGUAUCAGAAGAACCAUGCAAGUUCACAAUUGACACAAGAGAGGUCACUCAACCUGGUGGAAUUGGAGUUACAGUUGAAGGUCCUGCCGAAAGCAAGAUCGAAUGCCGCGACAACCAAAAUGGUACCUGUGACGUCACAUAUUACCCAGAAGUCCCUGGAGAGUACAAUAUCAACGUCACAUAUGCUGAUGAGCACAUACCAAACUCACCGUUCAAGGCACAAGUUAUGCCAAGCGGCAAGAUUGACGUCAGCAAAGUUCGAGCCUAUGGACCAGGGCUGGAGCCUGGUGUAUUCCUUGACUCACCAACCGGAUUCACAGUUGAUGCCAAAUCUGUUGCACCAAAAGGAGAGGGUAAAGUGCGUGCCAUCGUCACUAGUCCCAGCGGACAGAGAACUGAAAGUCUUGUCAAGAACAAUGAUGACGGAACAUACGAUGUUCUCUACACACCAUAUGAACAAGGUCCUAACAGCAUUGAUGUCACCUAUGAGAACAUCCCCAUCCCACAGAGCCCCAUCCAGGUAAAUGCCACACCAGGAUGUGACGCCAGCCGUGUAAAAGCUUACGGCACAGGUCUCGAAGGUGGGAACACCGACACCAAACAGACAUUCACAGUCGAUGUUAAAGGAGCAGGACAGGGUGGUUUGGCCCUGGCUAUUGACGGUCCUGCCGAGACACAGAUCAACUGUAAGGACAACAGAGAUGGAACAUGUGAGGUUGAAUACGUCCCAGUCAAGAAGGGAGAUUAUGACAUCACUGUCAAAUUCGCUGAUCAACAUAUCACAGGUUCUCCGUUCCAUGUUGGUAUAACUGAUGUCGUCAACCCCAACAAAGUACGCUGCUAUGGACCCGGACUUGACACAAAGGAGGUUCCUGCUGGCAAGCCUGCAACAUUCACCGUGGAUGCCACAGAUGCUGGACAAGCACCACUUGAUGUUACAUACACAGAUCAACUUGGCCAAAAGCAGCCAGCAGAUAUUAUACCAGUGGCUGAAGGCAAGUACGAGUGUACUUACUACCCAGUGGAUGAGGGCAAGUGCCAGGUGGAAGUCACAUACGCCAACCAACAAGUGCCAAAAAGUCCGUUCAACAUGCAAGUACAACCAGGCUCCCCUGCUGAUAAGGUUCGUCUCUUGGGUGAAGGCAUAAAGCCAACUGUACCGGCCAGUAUACCAGUUGAGUUUACGAUUGACACUCGUGAUGCCGGUGUACCAGGUGACGUUGAUGUUGUUAUCCAGAGACCAGAUGGUACCUACAUCCGUCCCACAGUUAUAAACAACCAAGAUGGAACUUAUACUGUGAAGUACACACCAGAGGAUUGCGGCCCUUACAAUGUCAGCAUCACCUUUGGUGGAGAACCCAUCAAAGGAGCACCCUUCAAAACAGUUGCCAUACCCACUGGAGAUGCUUCCAAGUGCAAGAUUACAGAUGGACUUCAACAGACCAUCCCAGUUCAGAAAGAGACAAUGAUUACAGUGGAUGCUUCACAGGCCGGUACCGGCAAAGUAACGUGCCGUAUUCGCAGCCCGACUGGUGCCGAAAUCGACAUUGAUAUUGUUGAGAAUGUUGACGGCACAUUUAACAUCCAGUUUACUCCCGCAAAUCCUGGAGAUUACUGUAUCAGUAUCAAGUUUGGAGGUCAGAGUAUCCCGGAGGGAGACUACAUUAUCCAGUCAGGUGCUGAUGUAACAUUCUAUGGAACUAUAGAACUCGCUGUAGAUGAUGCAGAGUGGCAGGAGUAUCUAUGUAAGCAAAACCCUCAGGUGGGUGAGGAUUUCAUCACCCCAGACCAGAUUGACAGUGUUCAAGCUGCCGCCCCAGGGGCAGGCCUGUACCAGCCAGCGGAGUUCCGCAUACCUGUUGGACCGAUCUUCAACUUUGUCACUGCCUAUGUUGUCAUGCCUUCUGGAAAGAAAGCAUAUCCAAAGAUCGAAGACAACAAAGAUGGUACCGUCACAGUGCGAUACCAGCCACAGGAAACUGGUCUUCAUGAACUGCAUCUCUGCUAUAACCAGCAAGAAAUUGCAGGCAGCCCAUUCCAGUUCCAUGUGGACGCUGUCAACAGUGGAUUUGUGACGGCCUACGGUCCAGGUCUCAGUCAUGGUGUAGUAGGAGUACCUUCUGAAUUCACCAUAGUAACAAAGGAUGCUGGCGCAGGUGGCUUGUCCCUUGCUAUUGAGGGCCCAUCAAAGACAGAAAUCAAGUGCAAGGAUAAUGAAGAUGGCACAUGUACUGUCACUUAUCUACCAACAGCUCCCGGAGAAUACAACAUCACAGUUAAAUUUGCCGACAAAAACAUCUCUGGAUCGCCAUUUGUUGCUAAAGUCACAGCUGGAGAGCCCAAACAAAGAGCCCAGAUUGGACGAAGCAGUGAGGUUAGCCUCAAGGUCACAGAGACAGACAUAACCAAUCUCACAGCCUCAAUCAGAAGCCCAUCCAAGAAGGAGGAACCAUGCAUGCUCAAACGUUUACCCAACGGACAUUUAGGAAUCUCAUUCACACCAAGAGAGACCGGCGAGCACCUUGUAAAUGUUUACAGGAAUGGAGUACACAUUGCAAACAGUCCAUUCACCAUCAUGGUGGGAGAGACAGAGCUCGGCAACGCUGGCAAGGUGAAGGUCUACGGAAAGGGUCUCGAGGAAGGAAUGGCCAAUGAAGUCAAUGAGUUUAUUGUUGACACUAGGGAUGCAGGCUAUGGUGGUCUUAGUUUAUCAAUUGAGGGCCCAAGCAAGGCGGAUAUAGAGUGCCUUGAUAAUGAGGAUGGAACAUGCAGGGUAACAUACAAGCCCACAGAGCCCGGAACUUACAUCAUUAACAUCAAAUUCGCUGAUGAACAUGUACCAGCAAGUCCAUUCAAGGUGAAGAUCGGAGGGGAACCAUCCGAGCGUGUGAUUGAAAGGAUCAUGAGACACAGGGAAGCAGUCGAUGUGAGCCAUGUUGGCAGCGAGUGUGAACUUAGCCUUAAGAUUCCAGCAUCAUUCUUUAUGAGAAUGAUGGGAUAUAGUGUAAGCCACCAGACAACUCAGACAGGUACCAGUCCAUUUGACAUGACUGCCUCUGUUACCAGUCCAUCUGGAGUUACGGAACUUUGCGAUGUUGUCAGCCUUGAUGACUGUCACUACAGUAUCAAAUUUAUUCCCAAAGAGAUGGGUAUACACACAGUCAGCGUAAAACACAAGGACAUGCACAUCCCUGGAAGUCCCUUCCAGUUCACUGUAGGCCCAAUCGCAGGCGGUGGUGCACACAAGGUUCACGCAGCUGGCCUUGGUCUCAUACGUGGAGAAGUCAGUCAACCAAAUGAGUUUAACAUCUACACACGUGAAGCAGGUGCAGGAGGUCUGUCUAUCGCCAUUGAAGGUCCAUCAAAGGCCGAGGUAGAUUUCGAAGACAGGAAGGAUGGAUCAUGCGGAGUCACAUACCAAGUUACAGAGCCAGGAGAGUAUCUGAUAUCAAUUAAGUUCAAUGAUGAGCACAUACCCGAAUCUCCGUUCCGUGUUCCUAUCACACCAAGCAUUGGAGAUGCCAGGAAAAUCUCCGUUCAGGCGCUACAGAGCAAGGGAUUAGCUAUUGGCAAGCCUUGCUCAUUUGUUGUAAACUUCAAUGGUGCUCCAAAGGGCAAACUUCAGGCCCGCGUUGUCAGCCCAUCAGGGUCCGAAGAUGAGGCUUUGGUACAAGAAAUUGAUGAAGGAGAGUACGCAGUUAGAUUUAUCCCCAGAGAAAAUGGCCCUCACUUAAUAUAUAUAUCAUUUGACGGAUGCCAGAUUCCAGACAGUCCAUUUAGAAUCCAAGUAGGAACAGUUCACGCCGACCCAGGAAUGGUACAGGCUUAUGGUGAUGGUCUGAAAACAGGAAAAACUGGCCAGACAGCCAAGUUCAUUGUCAACACAGUAAAUGCAGGAUCAGGAGCUCUGUCAGUGACCGUGGAAGGUCCCUCAAAGGUGAAACUGGAGUGCCGAGAGGUAGAUGAUGGAUACGAGUUCUCAUACACCCCUACAGCACCAGGAGAUUAUCUUAUCACAAUCAAAUAUGCUGGAACUAACAUUGCUGGCAGUCCAUUCAAAGCUAGAAUUGAAGGACAAGGCAAGCCCAGUGGUUUCCAGGAACAGGCAUCUGUUGUCGUGGAAACAGUAACAAAGACAAGUUCAAUGAGCAAGUUUGCAUCUUUCAUGCCAUUCGUAUCAGAUGCUUCCAAGGUGACAGUUGAAGGCAAUGGCAUUAAGAAGGGAUACAGAAAUAAGCAGUGCACAUUUAAUGUUGACACUUCACAAGCCGGACACAAUAUGCUGUUUAUUGGAAUGAUUGGUCCUAAAGGCCCAUGUGAAGAGUUGUGUGUAAAACACUACCCAGGACAGCCUUACAAGAUCACAUACUUAGUUAAAGAACGUGGAGAUUACAUGCUAGCAAUAAAAUGGGGAGAGGAGCAUAUCCCUGGCUCACCCUUCUACGUGAAAGUGGAAUAAUCCAACUGACAUUCUGUUUAGAGAUUAUAUUUAGGUCAUUUUAAAAUUUUCAUCAUUAUAUAUAUAUAUCAGCCAUUCUUGUCUUAAUGUGUUGAAUGGAUGUAGACAAUAUUAUCUUGAAUACGUGCUGAAAAUUUUGACAUUCGAACAGCCUAUGACCAUUAAACUUUCAGAAUGUCAUAAUCCAGCUGUGCAUCGUAAAACAUGCCGAAAAUAUGGCAUAUGUGUAUACCGAAAUCUCAUUCAUAAUGGUGCUUCCAUAUGGGUUGUAUGGAUUACUGUGUAACAGUGUAAGCAGCUAAGUUUCAAGUUGUUCUAUGCAAUACGUAAGCUUUUUACACAUGUUAUUUGUACUCUUAACAUAUAUCAAGUAUUCGAAUACUGCCUUAUGUAAAUUUGAUGCAAUUUUCGUCACAGGAAUUUUAAAAAAUUAAGCGCUGACUCAAAUUUACGAGGAUGAAGAACAAAUAUUUUUUCUGGGAUAUAUAAAAAUGUCAGUUUUUUUACUGUAUGCCAGACAAAGUUUAGUUUGAAUCUCAAUGUGUUAAGUGCAACAAAGUGGUUGUUGUUAAGUGGUAAAUAUUUAUACGUGGGUUUAUCGUUUUUCAUUUGACUUUUUUAUGUCGUUUUGUGCUUUUUGUGUUAAGGCCAGUGCAAUGACGUAGGAACUGUACUCUUCAUUCAUCUGUCUUGUCACGAAACACUAGGAUCAGGUCGAAUGUGCAAGUAAAAUCUGCCGACUCAAAUUUAUAGUGCUAAAUGCACAUUAAAUAUAUUUCCUAUAGGUGAAUUAUAUCUCCAUAAUAUCGCUGUUUUCAUUAUGAUGCGUCUUUAUUCAAAAUGCUUCUCUAUAUGACGAUAAUCUCAUACUUACGCUAUAUGCAGCAAAAAAGUGUUAAAGUGUCUGUUAAUUGUUGAAAAUUGUUUAUGUAUUUACUUGUUAUGUAUGUAAAAUAUUUUCAUGACCCCCAUAAUUUAUGACACACUCAUAUGACCUCCAAGGUCACAUAGUAAUAUUAAUUACUUUGAAAUCCAGAAAAUAGAUGUGAAAUGACUCUUGAAAUGUUUCUGGAUAUAAAAAUGUUCGAAAAACUUGUGCAGAAAUCCACAUUUUCAGCAUUUUCUAUAUUGUUCAAAGAAGAAUGGCCUUGACCUUGGAGGUUAUGUGACCUUACAAUGACCCCUUGUUUAAGACUGUAAAUGUAAAUAUUAAUAUGAAGGAUUGUUAUAUAACCAUUUAUUUUGAGUGCUAUAGUCAUGUUAUCCAAUUUUGCUUUACAUCAUAUAUGCAACUGCGAAAAAAAUCUCUUAAAUAAUUUUCUUUUUUUUCUUUACUAGUUAGUUAGAGAUUGAAGUUAAUGGAGCUAGGAACAAAUUUAGAAACUAAGAAAAGAUGGAGUGAAACUCCAAAAUGGUAAAGUGGAAAACACUUAACCCAACCAUUUUCUUUCCCACAAAACUGAAACCAUUAAAACAAACCCUGUGUAAGGAUGUUUAAGAGAUAGUUUUAAGGGGUCUCAAUUAUUAAAACAACAGUGUAGUACAAUAAAAACAUAGAGCUUUAGUACUACAACACUAAAAUGGGAUACUGAGCAGCUUUUUAUAGUGCAAAUUUAUAUGUUACAUUUUGUCAAUAAAUAUAAAUUUUC
Mercenaria mercenaria is the source of this 13989-nucleotide messenger RNA. RefSeq names its product filamin-A-like. The transcript has 55 exons. NCBI's taxonomy places the organism in Eukaryota, Metazoa, Mollusca, Bivalvia, Venerida, Veneridae. Gene Ontology annotation, biological process: actin cytoskeleton organization. Gene Ontology annotation, molecular function: actin filament binding. The record is from RefSeq and is a predicted model, not a curated record. The coding region runs from base 266 to 12340 and encodes 4024 amino acids.